Molecule: messenger RNA, 450 nt
Organism: Caenorhabditis angaria
Lineage: Eukaryota; Metazoa; Nematoda; Chromadorea; Rhabditida; Rhabditidae
Source: the annotation of a GenBank genome assembly
AUGGUAAAGUUUGGUUUUGUCUCGAUCCCAUAUCCAUUUUUGUUAGCAAUUUAUUGUCGACGUAAAGUAAAUCGAAUGUUAUUAACAAUUCCAAUGAGUCCAACAGUCAAAAAACUUCACACAUCUCUAAUGACUGUUCUCAUUCUUCAAGUCCUUUCACCGUUUUCGCAAAUCAUUUCACUUAGUGUGCAUGGCAGUUCUAUGAUUUGGAAUGAGUUGCAAACUCCUUUUAUUGAAAAUUUCAUUGAACUUCCUAUUUCACUAUUACCUUCUAUCACACCACUAUUCACGAUAUAUUUUGUAGUUCCUUAUAGGUUAGAAAAAUUAAAACAAAAAGAGUAAUAUUUUAUUUACAGAAAUGCUUUGAAAUCAAUUUUGGGGUUUGAAACAACAAAUGCUCAAAUUCCAAUAUUUUCAACAUCAACUUCAACAUCAGCACCUCAAUUGUAG